Messenger RNA from Tigriopus californicus, 883 nucleotides. RefSeq lists its product as uncharacterized. Lineage: Eukaryota; Metazoa; Arthropoda; Copepoda; Harpacticoida; Harpacticidae. The record is from RefSeq and is a predicted model, not a curated record.
CCCUGUUCAACUUUAAUGCCGGAGCAUCGGCCGCCAUCGGAAGCAGAGCGGAAUAUCUCCGGCGAUUGGCGACGGGUGGAGGCCGAGCUCAUGCGGCACGCCGUGGGAAAUAUCAGCUCAUGGUGGUCUCGGGCUCACUUCCGGGCCACGCACUCCCAUCAAGCUCAAGGCGCUUCCUGGGCCGUCUCGUUGUUGCUCUGUAGCUUGGCCGUGGGCGUCGUGGCUUCGGGCAUGUGGGCGGAGCGGGGUCGAUGGGCGGCUGUCAUGGGCCAACAACCGCUCUUCUUCGAAACCCACGCCGUGCAUGCUCAACAAUGGGUGCCAGAUGCUAUCCGAAGUCAUGCCCGCAGUUUGGUUCGCCUGGGUCGUCGAGAAAGACGCAUUCAUUUCCCGGAUGAAAUGCCGCCAGAUGCGGUAGAUAGUACUGGUUCAUUAACUAAGCGUCAGGCCCCAUUAGAUAUGAGCCUCUUUCUUCGGAACCAUGAGCCUACGGAUUUGGAUCGUGCCCAUCAACAUUUCCUAAUGUCGUCCGAUGAAGACGAGCCCUCCGAAUUGGAUUAUGUGCCCUCCUCUUCGGACGACUCGGACCUGGACUAUAGCGUGUUUAGCUAUAAUCGUCGUCACGGUGAAUGGCAAGGAUCCGCCCUUUCGGUCGGCGCUCCCAAGGGUUCCUGGAUUCGCUCCAUCCAGUCUUCCGUUCAAGUUUGGCGACGAGGGUUCUCGCAACCUCCUAAAAAAUCGGUCAAUGCUGAUAGCGUCCAGAUUCGCCUAUUGCCCUCUUCCUCCUCGUCCGAUUCGGAACUCAAUAUAUAGCCUUUAUACAUGGUUGGAUUUAUGAAAUGAUUACGCUUAUUCAUGAAAUAAUAAUUAACAGCUUGUCAGA